Molecule: messenger RNA, 4143 nt
Organism: Theileria orientalis strain Shintoku
Lineage: Eukaryota; Apicomplexa; Aconoidasida; Piroplasmida; Theileriidae
Exons: 6
Coding region: 1-4143 (1380 amino acids)
Molecular function (GO): zinc ion binding
Source: RefSeq, a predicted model, not a curated record
AUGGCCGAAAAGGAAAUAGACUCAAAAUACGAAGACAAUAUUGGUCAAGAAAAAGAAAAAAAUGACAUAAACAUAGAAAACAUAAAUGUGGAUCACAGAGAAAGUCUAAAUGAAGAAGAAAGUGAAACAAAAGACCGAAGUAUGUCGUUAAUUAGAAGAAUAGAACCAGAUUCAAACGAUAAAGAAGAGAUGAACCAGGAAAAUAAAGUGAAAUCGAAGGAUCUGGACACAGAAUCUGAGGUAAAACCCGGAAAGGCCAGAGAAGAAUCGCAAAACAAAGAGUCUUCAGAUUUAAUCAAGGAGUUGAGCGUACCAAUAGAACUGGACCCGAACUUUGGCCCGGAAAAGGUCAGCUACGACAUAGAUGACCUGAACAUCCCAAUAAAGCUGGAGGACGCGGAAACGCCGACAAACCUGAAGGAGCUCGUGAAGAAGCUAGACAUACCGUGCGACACGGAAGCAAUGAGGUCGGAGAUGGAGCAGGCGAAGCAGAAGCAAGAAAGGAACAUGCUGACGAGGUACAGCAAGAGAAACGGAGCGAUGCAGAAAAACCUGAACUUUAGAAUAAACGGAAUGUCGUACAAGAAUCAGCUGGAAGGACAGGACCUCUCGACAAGCCUCAACUUCAGAGAACUCUCGAAAAAGCUGGACCUGAACAGAAGUCACCUUGAAAUGCCGUCAAAGUACCUGAGGUCGUCAAGGUUGCGCAUGAAUAAGCUUAACCUGGACGACUUCAGCAAGCUGGACAUGAACACAAUAACGAACCCGGAAUCGGGCCUCCUGAGUAAGCUUGACGCGAACACGCUGAGUAAGCUGGACCUGGGGACCAUAACGAAGCUGGACGUUAACAGCGCAGGCAAGCUGGACAUAAAUGAAACGAAUGACCUGGGGUACAAGAAGUACCUGCAGGCAAGCGACCAGCCGUUGAGUGACAACGAGUACGUCGGAGGCAACAUCGGAGCAAAGAACGACCUGCAGCAGGAGGGUGGAAUAGUGGCCGUGGAAGAAAUGGAGUACGGCAAGGAUGGGAAGUACACGAGUGAGAUGAAGUACGGGAGUGAGCUGAAGGCGAGGCAGGAGACGAGAGGGAGGAAAAAGAGACCAGUAAGACCGAAAAACGAAGCACUGGCGCAAACAGUGGACGCAUCAGAGUUGGCAAAUCAAGGAGAACUGCCGCCGCUGACAGUGGAAAACUGGGCGCAGUGCGAAAACUGCAAAAAGUGGAGAAGAAUACCGCUCUCAGUGGACACAGAAAAGUUGCCGGACACGUGGGUGUGCGCACUCAACGUCUGGGACCCGACGCACAACGCGUGCAGCAUACCGGAGGAGAUAUACCCGGAAAAAAUGGGAGACCAGAGGGCGUUGGACAUCAACGGCCCUAGCACGCCACUAAACUCAGUCUCGCCAGACCAGAGCUUCUCAAACGACUCGGACUUCAACUACCAGGGGUACCUGCAGGAGAUGAAGUACGAGGAAGUGGGCACUAAGGGGUCGAGGGAGCGCACGAAGGUGGGAGAAAACUACAAGGCGAAGUACGCAGACGCGAGGUACAGAGCGAAGGAGAAGUACAGAAGCGUUCGCGACGAAAGAGAAAGUGACGCGAUGAGGACGCCGACGAACACGAACAGGUACUACGAGGAAGCAAGGCUGUCGAGCAGAAGGAGGAUGCACAUCUCCCCCAUGGUCUCGAACAUCUCGAGCUACGACGAGGACGCGGAGGUCAUCAAGUUCAACGUGAAGCCGACGAGUCAGAACCUGCACCCGCUGAAAAACAGAAUGACGCUGUACUCGCACAACCUGACGAGUCUGCUGGCGACGGAACUCCCGCACAGCGCACUCUUCCUGGAUAACCUGAAGAGGAUGAACAUGAUCAAGGACGACGACAUCGUGGAAGAGGACACCGGAGGCAGAGAUAGCGAGGACAAGGACAACGUCUUCUUCAAGGAGGACGGAAACAUCAAUAUAGCGUACGCGAACAAGACGGAGUGGGAGCACGAGGAGGGACACCGGGGGUACGCAGGCCGACACAGCAUCCGAUUCAACAAGGAGGACAUCUUCGACAACCUGGUGACCUUCGGGGACCUCGAGGACACGCUGAGCGACAGCACGAGGGGCGGAUUCGCCCGGAUGUACAAGAGGCUCGCCUCGCAGAUACCGAACCUCACGAGCCUCGGAGGAGACGGGGAUUCGCGGAGCCACGACACGAGCGUGGACGAGAACAUGGAGGGUCCUGACAACGGCGAGGCCGAGUCAGUAGAACUCCAAGCGAAGGAGAAGGCCGGUGACAAUAAAGGCGCUGCGGUGGAUGCUGAGGCGGUAGGUAUGGGACUGCCAGGAGGAGCAGGUGGUAGUGUUGAGGCCAGUGAUGCGAAAGGAGACAGUGUGUUACCGGGAGUACCCGCGGUCGGUGUACUACCACAUGGAGCAGUUGGCGUUGCAGACAGUAUGUUGCCACAUGGAGCAGUAACAAAAGGAUCAGUAGCACCGGAAGUAGCUGCCAAUGCUGUGGCCAACGGACAAGUAAAUGGCGAUGCAGGGGGUAAUGGGCUAGUAAUUCGCGAUGCAGAGUGCGGCCAUGAGGAGGCAGGUGGCCCCGAUAACGGCCAUAACACAGACGAGGCCAUGGCCUUGGACGAAGGCAACGACAGUGCGACCAAUUCCAACGAAAGAUCGGGCUCGGAAAGUGUGAAGACGGAGGAGGCGAUCUACGAAAGAAGUGCGCCGAGGACGUACGGAACACGGUCGUCAGCACACAUAGGAAGGAGUCCGAAUAGCGCAUACUCGCAAGGAAACAGCAGAGGAAGCAUGUACGAGAGGACGAAGUACAGCGCAUACGGAAGGAGUGGAAUCAACGGCUACGACGGGUACACGAAUGGCCCAGGAGAAAGGUACGGCAUUUGCACGAGAAACAGCAGUAGCUACGAAAGGAACAGAGGAAGCAGCUACGGAACGAGAAGCAUGUACAGCAACUGCGCAGGAAGUUACGAAAGGCCAGUGGGAACAACGUCGCACCACGACACGGAAAGUAAGACUGACGUGGUAAACAGAGAUGAACUGCUGGAAGUGCUCUACAGCUUCGCAAAGCAAGGAAAACAGGCAGUAGGGGAAGACACAGGGCACAAGAGCGUCCACUACUGCAAAAGGUACAAGUACGUGGACGGCACGAUGCAGUCAAUAAUAGACUACAAGGAGCAGAUAGUGGACAAGCUGAGGCAGGAAAUGCUCGAAAUGGAGUCAGCAGGAAAUCAGCAGUCGUCACUGGAAGAGUACGACUCCGCGAAGAGGGAGGAGAAAAUCGACGAAACGCUGGAAUCAUUCAGAGACGACGACUACCUACUCGACAAGAGCCAGGCAGAGUCGGAGGAGGACCUGGGGGACAGAGACGACGCGUCGGAGAAGCUGGAAAGGGAGCUGGAAAACGAGUUCAAGAAGGAGCUCAUGGAAAAGGAGCUCGAAAGUAAGCUGCUGCGCAACGAAAAAAACAGACACCUCGACUACCCGCUGCCGAACGCGAAGCAGCUCUCGAAGCGCUGCAGAAACCUCGAGUCGAAGAGCCUGAGGCGCCACGCACACCACGCACAGGAGGCGCUGGGCUCCAGGAUGCUCAGCAACUACUCGCUGCUAUUCCAGCCAAUCCCGGACGACAUCGCGGCCUCGAGCAGCAGCGACAUCAUCAAGAUGCUGAGCGUGCCGAUACCGUACAAGAGCUACGGCGACGAGUACGAGGAGGCGGCGCCAGGGGGCGAUUUCCACAGCCUGAGGAACGGAGGGGCCCCGAGGGGCUCGGGCAGCCGUGACGCGGGCAACCCUGGCGAGGCCCACGGCCCGAGCGAGGGGAGGCCGCCGAAGGCCAAAGGGCGUCCUGACGCAGCCCCCGGAGGCCACUCGCGCGCCGACAGCCUGCUCCUCAACGGCCGCGGCUCCUCGGUGCCCUUCGCCAGCGGCGUCGUCGGCGCCGGCGACCUCGUCUCCAGCGGCAUCAUGGGCAGGGGCGGCGCCCUCAGCUCCGGCGGCAGCGGCCACGCGUCGAGCGCCGGCGGGUCCGGCGAGGAGCUCAAGCUCGAGAAGUUUGAGAACUUCGACCUUCUGACGCUGCCGAUUCCCGACCUGGGCAACGCCACCAACACACAGUGCGUAAACUAA